AGGACGAGGCGGCGGCCGCGGGGAGGAGGAUGGGGGCUAACCAGUUAGUGGUGCUCAACGUGUACGACAUGUACUGGAUGAACGAAUACACCUCGUCCAUCGGAAUUGGCGUUUUUCAUUCGGGCAUUGAAGUAUAUGGCAGAGAAUUUGCUUAUGGUGGCCAUCCUUACCCCUUUUCUGGAAUAUUUGAAAUUUCCCCAGGAAAUGCUUCUGAACUAGGAGAAACAUUUAAAUUUAAAGAAGCUGUAGUGCUAGGGAGCACGGACUUCCUGGAGGACGACAUCGAGAAGAUCGUGGAGGAGCUGGGCAAGGAGUACAAGGGCAACGCCUACCACCUCAUGCACAAGAACUGCAAUCACUUCUCCUCAGCGCUGUCGGAGAUCCUCUGUGGGAAAGAGAUCCCUCGCUGGAUCAACCGACUGGCCUACUUCAGCUCCUGCAUUCCCUUCCUACAGAGUUGCCUCCCCAAGGAGUGGCUCACGCCCGCGGCCCUGCAGUCCAGCGUCAGCCAGGAGCUGCAGGAGGAACUGGAGGAGGCCGAGGACGCCGCUGCGUCCGCCUCCGUGGCCAGUGCUGCGGCCGGCCCCAGGCCCGGGCGCCACACCAAACUCUAAGCGUCUCCAAAGCCCCCCCCAGAGCUGUCUCGGACAGGGGACGGUCAGCUAGUGA
Molecule: messenger RNA, 669 nt
Organism: Enhydra lutris kenyoni (northern sea otter)
Lineage: Eukaryota; Metazoa; Chordata; Mammalia; Carnivora; Mustelidae
Product: desumoylating isopeptidase 2
Exons: 5
Coding region: 30-614 (194 amino acids)
Biological process (GO): protein deubiquitination
Molecular function (GO): deubiquitinase activity
Source: RefSeq, a predicted model, not a curated record